Molecule: messenger RNA, 903 nt
Organism: Drosophila busckii
Lineage: Eukaryota; Metazoa; Arthropoda; Insecta; Diptera; Drosophilidae
Exons: 1
Coding region: 157-642 (161 amino acids)
Source: RefSeq, a predicted model, not a curated record
CGCUUGAUCGCUCUCUCUUUCUCUCUGGCCCGUGCGGAAUCAUAAACUAAACUGUACUGCGAUCCGUUCUGUUGUCGUCGUCGUCGUCGUCAGUGCCAGCCCAUAGCUUCAACUAUCAGCAAGAAGAAUUCAUAUUUUUACAUUUUGUGCGCAGCCAUGAAGUUCGCUCUUUGCCUUUGCCUCGGCAUGCUCAUGCUCAUGUCUGUGGCCCAUGCACGGCCCAUGACCAACGAUGCCGAGCAGCUGGUCGAGCUGGAAUCUGUGGAGCAGCUGCCCACAAAGCCGCGCGAGCAACAGGCGCACAUUCUGCAAAUUGCAGCCAAGCCACAGCAGGAAACUGCAGAGCAGCAAAAGACGCGUUUGAAUAUUUUCGAUACCAUUGUCGAGCAGCUGCGCGAAGCUGGCGUCCAGACCUCGGAGAAGCAGCCACUGCAGACGCUCACCUACAAGGAGCUAACCCAUCUCUUGGCCCUUUGGCACAUGACUCAGAGUCGCAAUUUCUAUGAGCCGAUGACUCCGGCAAUGCGCGCCAUAAAAGAUGACGCCGAUCAGAAUGCAGAGCGGGCCAAAGAUAACGCUAACGCUAGCACUACCGAUAACAUGGCCAAUAGCAUUGCCAAUAAGCAGCCACGCAGCGGAUAAGUUGGCCCCAAAAACCGAAGCCGCAAAUCGUAUUAAAAAUUAUUAUUAUUGAUAAAAAUCUGUUGAUAACCAAACCAUUUCGGAGAAGCGACUCACAGACAGCUGAAUCAUCAUACCUUUUGACCAAUUGUUGCAUAACACACACUCACACACACACACACACUCUGUGUUUUAAGCAAAUGAUAUUGUGAAUUUAUGGUGCACUUGAAGCAAUACUACGAAUAAAUCAAAUAUAUAUGACAUAUAUAUAAUCUGUGCGGU